CCAGGCUUGAUUUUGAUACAUCGCAUCUGUCAAACUGGAAAUAAGAAAGAGCGAGACAACGAGCGAUUCUCUUUUUCUUUCAUUCACUCAGCGCACUGAAAGCUGCUGAAAGCUCAUGAAUGCGAGAAGGACGGACUUCUCGCUGUCUCGCUCGCUUCGUAUCACGGUGGCGGAAAAUGGAGGGGCUGAAUCAGAUUGAAUUGCUUUGCUCUGGGCCGUGAAAUGUGCAUCACUGAUAAGUCCGGAUCUACAAUAGGUGUUUUAAGCCUUAAGUCAUCCGGGGUAAAGGGUAAUAUCGCAAUUGAAUCGUUGACUGUAUUCAUUUUACGGGAGAGGAGACAAAAGCCAUAAUAUAGAAGAAAAAGAAGAAUCAUGGAUGGUGGUCAAUCAAAAGACACGGAUCCGCAGUUUAUAUCCUUCCACGAUUUCCCUUCAUCGAUAAGUCAUGCUGACAACUCCGAAGGACAGCUGGGCACCGGGGCUUCCACUCACCAGCCCUUUAAUAACCUUCCAAAUGAUUCGAUAGAUAUCGGCAUGAUAGAAGAUUUACAAGGAAUACCCGCUAAAACCGAAGAUAUUGCCCAGAACAACUUCUGGACAAUUGAAUAUUACCAAAAAUUCUUUAAUGUCAACACAAACGACGUCUUGGAGAAGGUCAAGCUUUCUAUGAUACCAUAUGGUAACGACAAUUAUCUUGUAACGCACAUAAGGACAAAUCCAGAUUUAUAUGGGCCUUUUUGGAUAAGCGUGACUCUGGUGUUUGCUAUCGCGAUUAGCGAAAACGUGGUAAACUAUUUGCAGACUGCUGACUCUAGCAAGUAUCACUGGAGAUAUGAUUUUCAUAUUGUGACAUAUGCAGCCACUAUUAUAUUUAUCUAUGUGUUGUUUGUACCAUUACUCCUAUGGGGUACAUUCAAGUGUUUCAACAAACUUCAUCGAUUACCGGGAGAGGAAUUGAUCCAGGCUUAUGUCGUCCCAGGACUCUUAGACCUUUUGUGUCUGUAUGGAUAUUCCUUAAGCAUUUUUAUUCCAGUAUCUUUCCUGUGGAUAAUUCAAAUUCGCUGGUUACAAAGGAGUCUAAUCAUACCAGUGACGGUUUUAUCUGGAGGAGUUUUACUACGAUCAUUACUACCAGCAUUUGAAAGGAUUAAAGGGAAGAUUGUAUAUGGUGCUACAAUUCUGACAUCGCAUGUACUAUUGACAACGAUACUUCUGGUUCAUUUCUACAUCGCGCCAUCUAACAGUACUAUUUCGACCAAUAUGACUGAAUUGGUAGCAUCUUCUACACAGGCCAGUGUGUUGCAAAAAGUAAUACAAAAUAAUAGUUCUAUCGUACCGCCAACGACAUUUUGAAAUGACCAAAUGCAGAUCUGAUAAGAAUUAUCUUCGACACUAUCAAGAAAAUUUGUCUAUUCAUGUGUGUCUACAUCAGAUUUUAUUCAGAAUACUGUUUUUUAUUUAUAUAUCAAUCAAAAUAUAUAAGCACAUGGUGCUAAUUGUAUAGAAUAAUUGAAUAUGUAGAUUAAUAUAAUAUUAUAACUGUAAACUAUGUUAAGGUAAGAAUAAAGAAUAGCGUGAUCCCUUAGGCAUGCAUUUCUCUGAAAAAGACACGGUUUAAUAAAACUUUACUCCUACUACGCGACUGUGUUUUAGGGACAAGUGACAAGACUAGCGAGAAGUGUCUGGUUGAUUUAUUUCACAGCCCUACUGCAAUAUAGGGACGCGUUACAUCAACGCAACACACAUAUCAUUUACAAUCAUACGAAAUAAUCUCCACGACGUUGUACAUAAUGCGUGAUCGCGCGGUAUUAGUACUUAUAAUACAAUAGAUUAUUACAUUAUUAAUCGCAUAUAAUUUAUUAGUAUCUUGCUCGUUUACCAAUGUGACAAAAGGCAACAUUCAUUUUGUAGUUGUAUUGUUAAUGUUAUUAUCGUCAGUGUAUUUAAUACAUAUAUCGUGACAAUAGUAAUUCACUCGCUAUUGCGAAUGAAUGUACAUCUUAGUGACCAAUCAACCUAAAUUAGGAGGGACAAUCCCAAAUUUUUAUUCUUCAUACCACUUUACAACGCGUCCCAAAUUUUGUCCUAAAUUAAAGACAUGAUUAUAAAAUGUCCCUCUUUUAAGUGUGAAAAUAAUAAAUAUG
This is a messenger RNA of Mycetomoellerius zeteki, 2144 nucleotides long. RefSeq names its product protein YIPF1. The transcript is spliced from 5 exons. The record is from RefSeq and is a predicted model, not a curated record. Gene Ontology annotation, molecular function: small GTPase binding. Bases 373 to 1353 code for a protein of 326 amino acids. Gene Ontology annotation, biological process: vesicle-mediated transport. Gene Ontology annotation, cellular component: Golgi apparatus; membrane. NCBI's taxonomy places the organism in Eukaryota, Metazoa, Arthropoda, Insecta, Hymenoptera, Formicidae.